Molecule: messenger RNA, 919 nt
Organism: Bactrocera neohumeralis
Lineage: Eukaryota; Metazoa; Arthropoda; Insecta; Diptera; Tephritidae
Product: transmembrane protein 222
Exons: 1
Coding region: 183-776 (197 amino acids)
Source: RefSeq, a predicted model, not a curated record
GGGAUAUUGGCAGUGUUGCAUACUUUAUAUAAAUGUCAUAUAGUUCAACUAUGUAAAUGUUUAUUUCUUCACAUAAGCUUAUCAUAUAAAAAGCUGAAUAAAAAGUACACAAAUGGAUUUACACACGAAAAGUCGUUCAAACAGUUCUAAUUAAAAAAAACAAAAUUGUUUCAAAGCCAUAAAUGACUAACACCAGUUCUGAAAACAUUGGACAAUCCCUACCUUCUGGAACAAGAGGAGAAACUGUUAAUGUCGCAAUGGAUGAUCAAUCGGAUCGACUCGUCCUACCUCCAAUAAAUUUUGAAAAUGAUCGCUUUCCUUAUUGCAUCGUUUGGACACCGAUACCUGUCCUCACUUGGUUGUUGCCCAUGAUAGGUCAUAUGGGAAUAUGUACAUCUACUGGUAUCAUCCGCGAUUUUGCCGGACCAUAUUAUGUGUCCGAGGACAAAAUGGGUUUUGGAAGACCGACAAGAUAUCUGCGUUUGAAUCCAAAAAAUGUUGCAGGUGGAUCUGCUGAGUGGGAUGAAGCUGUGGCUAAAGCUUCAAUAUUAUACGGAACUCGCAUGCAUAAUCUCUUUUGCGACAAUUGUCAUUCACAUGUGGCCACUGCCUUAUGCGGUAUGCGCUACAAUAGACGAACCAGCUGGAAUAUGGUAGUGCUGUGUCUUUGGAUAUUUGUUUGUGGCAGAUAUGUUGGUUUCUUGGGUUUUAUUAAAACAUGGCUACCGUUUAUAAUUUUCGUAUCGUUGUGCUCGUUCCUGGCAGUGUACCUUUAAGUUUAUUUAAAAGAACUUGUUUGUAAACAUGGGUUAAGCUAAAGAAUUUAUUUGCAUAUACAUAUAAAUAUGUAACGAAAUAUUAAAGCGAAUAUUAAACUGUGCAAUUCUUUUUUAAGAUUAAUAAAAGAUAGUAUUAGUAA